Molecule: messenger RNA, 1797 nt
Organism: Erythranthe guttata (spotted monkey flower)
Lineage: Eukaryota; Viridiplantae; Streptophyta; Magnoliopsida; Lamiales; Phrymaceae
Molecular function (GO): protein binding
Source: RefSeq, a predicted model, not a curated record
AUGAGGAUUUCUGCUAUUCGUAGAGCAAUUGCUGCUAAAUCUUCUCCUAAUUAUUGUAUUUUUGCUGAUCCAUUCUCUUUAUUUUCUUUAAAUUUUCAUAGCGUGCGCCACAAAGAGAGACUUUUUUCACCUAAUUUCAAAAGAGAUUUGAGCUGUGAAAGCGAAGUAGAUGAAGCAAUUCUCUUGUUUCGCAAAAUGGUUAGAAUGCGGCCGCAGCCCCCCAUUUUUGAAUUCACCAAACAGUUGCAAGUUAUUGUCAAUUUGAAACAAUACUCGGUUGCCCUCAAACUGUUCGACGAAAUGCGUGAACUGGGUGCUCCUGUAAAUGAGUACACAAUGACCAUCUUGAUUAAUUGUUGCUGCCAUUUGAAGCGUGUAGACGUUGGUUUUGCUGUCUUCGGCAGCUUCCUUAAACACGGUUACGAGGCAAAUGUUACAACAUUCACCACCCUCUUAAAAGGGCUCUUUUUAGAUGAUAAAGUGGCCGAUGCGGAAAAAUUGUUCAAGAAGAUUUUGACUUUGAAACUUUGUGAGCCGAACGAUGUUACGAUUCAGCUUACUGCGAUAGAUGGGCUCUGCAAAGCUGGACGUGUUCAUACUGCCCAUGAUUUGCUUUUGUUAUUGGAAAAGACGAUCUAUAAGCCCAAUGUUAAGGCUUAUAAUGCAGUAAUUAAUGGCUUAUGUAAAGGCGGAAUGGUGGAUGAUGCUCUCCAGCUCAAAUCUAGAAUGAUUGACGAGGGACUUUCGGCCACUGUUGUAACAUAUACGUCGAUGAUUCAGGGCUUGUGCGAUUUCGGUAGAUGGAAAGAGGUCAAAGACUUAUUAAAUGAAAUGGUCAAUAACAAGAUUUCCUUAAAUGUUGUUACUUUUAGUAUAUUAGUGGACGCGUUUUGCAAGGAAGGAAAUGUUAAAGAGGCUGAAGAUGUUUUGGAAAUUAUGAAGCGACAAAACAUUCGUCCUAAUAUUUUCACGUACUCUGCGUUGAUAGACGGAUACUGUUUGCAAGGGAAAAUGGAUAAAGCAAAAGAAGUAUUUGAUUCUAUAACGGGCAACGGCCUUAAGCCAUGCAUCGUCACCUAUAACUCUUUAAUCAACGGGUAUUGCAAGAAUGGUAAAGUGGAUGAAGCUUGGCGUCUUUUUCUCGAAGCUUCUUCUAAAGGUUUAGAGUACCUUGAUACAAUUACCUAUACCACCAUGAUACAUGGAUUACUAAGUCAAGGUAGAAACGCUGAUGGAUGGAAACUUUAUAAAGAUAUGGAAGCUCGGCAAGUAAAUCCUAAUUUACGUACUUACAAUACUUUGUUGGAAGGCUUGUGCAAGACUCGUCAGAUUUCUGAAGCGUUUUCAUUUCUAAAGAUGAUGGAAGACAAAGGAGUAAGUCCUAGUAUAGUCACAUACGGUAUCCUGAUUAAUGGUUUGUGCAAAGAUGGGAAACUUGAAGAUGCGAAAAAGCUUUUAAACGAACUUCCUUCCAAAGGGUUGGAACCUAAUAAUCACGUAUAUAAUGUCAUUAUUGGUACACUUUGUGAAGAAGGGUUCGUCAACGAGGCAAAAGAUUUGCUUAUAAAAACGGAGAGAAGUGGUUGCGCACCGAAUAGCAUGACAUACAACAUCAUUAUUCAUUGCUUGUUGAAGAAGAAAAAGUUGGACAAGGCAAUGCCAUUCUUAGAGGAAAUGCACAAAAAAGGAUUCUUUGCCGACGCAUCUACUUCGUCCAUGUUAAUUAAUCACCUGCAAGGGUCCAAGAAAGAUGAUGUUCUUUUAGAACUGAUGAAGAAAGUUGUUCCGAAAAUAUAA